AUGUCCAUUCCUGGGGCACUAUAUCCAAGUGCUCUGUCUCACCAGAUUUUGGCCAUUGUGUCUAUUUUGUUCAUUGUACUGUCCACCAUUGCUUUGUCACUCAACACUCUACCUGAGCUUCAAGUAAUUGAUGAAUUUGGACAACUAAAUGACAACCCCCAGCUAGCACAUGUAGAAGCUGUGUGUAUAGCUUGGUUCACUAUGGAGUACCUUUUGCGUUUCCUGUCAUCUCCAAACAAGUGGAAGUUCUUCAAAGGUCCAUUAAAUGUGAUUGACUUGCUGGCCAUUUUACCCUACUAUGUCACCAUUUUCCUCACAGAAUCCAACAAAAGUGUGCUGCAGUUCCAAAAUGUCCGCCGUGUUGUUCAGAUAUUCCGUAUUAUGAGGAUACUCAGGAUCCUUAAACUUGCCAGACACUCGACAGGCCUUCAGUCUUUAGGAUUCACACUCAGGAGGAGUUACAAUGAAUUGGGUUUAUUGAUAUUAUUUUUAGCAAUGGGUAUCAUGAUAUUUUCCAGUCUUGUAUUUUUUGCUGAGAAAGAUGAAGAUGCCACAAAGUUUACUAGUAUCCCUGCAUCAUUUUGGUGGGCCACCAUCACUAUGACUACAGUAGGUUAUGGUGAUAUAUAUCCUAAGACUUUACUAGGUAAAAUUGUUGGAGGAUUGUGUUGCAUUGCCGGAGUGCUGGUAAUUGCUCUACCUAUUCCCAUCAUAGUAAACAAUUUCUCUGAGUUUUAUAAGGAGCAAAAACGGCAGGAGAAAGCCAUUAAACGAAGGGAGGCACUUGAGCGAGCAAAAAGAAAUGGAAGCAUUGUCUCAAUGAAUCUAAAAGAUGCCUUUGCCCGCAGCAUGGAACUGAUUGAUGUAGCCGUGGAUUCCGGUAAGACUGAGGAAGCAGCCAACUCCAAGGAAACCCCCGACGAUAACCAUUUAUCUCCAAGCCGGUGGAAAUGGGCCAGAAGGACAAUGUCUGAAACAAGUUCUAAUAAGUCCUUGGAGAAUAAAUAUCAGGAAGUCAGUCAGCAAGAUACCAACGAAAAGCUCAACAAUAUUGUCACAGCCUCCAGCCCCCAACACUUGAGUGCUCAGAAACUCGAAAUGUUAUACAAUGAAAUUACUAAAACUCAGUCUCAGCCUAAUCUCAAUGCCAACUACCAAGGCUCGUCAGCGAAACCUCCCUUAUAUGAGGAGGAAAUUGAAAUGGAAGAGGUUGUUGGGCAAGGAGAACCAUCCAUGUCAGGGCCCAGAGACAUAGUGACGGACAUGAGAAGCAUUUCCAGCAUUGAUAGCUUUGCCAGCUGUGCUACCGAUUUCACUGAGACAGAUCGGUCUCCCUUGCCCCCAUACUCUGGUUCUCACCUGCAGCUAAGGUUCCCACCUGACUCUGUCCAUUUGGAAGACCAAAGAGCAAAGAGUUCUCAGUUUUUAUCACACACCAAGGAUAAAAUGUUUGCCCCCAGAGACAUCGCCUUUGAGUACUCCCCAGUUGAUACAGCCAUGGACAUGGAUGACGCUGGCUCCCAGUCUCUGCUUCAAGGCCCUUUGCACUUUGACAGCUCCAUGUUAAGUCCCAAAAGUUCUCUCAAAGGAAGCAAUCCAUUAAAAGUAAGGUCCCUUAAGGUUAAUUUUAAGGAAAACAGAGGUGGCGCUCCACAAACGCCACCGAGCACUGCAAGGCCACUUCCAGUAACAACGGCGGCAGAUUUCAUGCAAUCCACCCCUCCUCAGCAUAUCAGCACCAUUCUCUUGGAAGAGAAUUCACCACAUGGCGACAGGCCCUUGCUGGGUGCUGAUGCCUCCAUAGUUUGCCAGAGCAUUCCUAAGAAAUCAUCCCCUUCUCUGUUUCCAAAACAAAAGCUUUUUACUUUCCCUUCCAAAGAGAGGAGAAGCUUCACCGAAAUGGACACUGGAGAAGAAGACGACUUCAUGGAGAUUCCUGGCAUGACAAGACAUGACAAAGAGCAGGAUAUCAAGACAAACUGCUAUGGGGAAAAACACAAAGAUGGGAACCAUUUAACAGAAGAGCCUCGAGUCAGCUCUUCUUCCCCCAAAAUAUUGGGGCAAAACUGUACACAAGACAUUUACUGUGUCGGGGGGGAUGUAAAAGGGGACAAUAGCCAAGAAGGUCACAAAAUGGAAAACCACUUGUUUCCCCCAGAAAUCCAUACAAAUCCUGGAGAAACUGGCUACUGUCCCACACGGGAAACCAGCAUGUGACUAGUCAGGAGAGCAAUAAUGACAAAAACUGAUUUCUUAAAACCACAAUUAGUAAUGCCUAUGAACUAAAACAUGGGAAGCCUCAGAAGUUAAAAAAAAAUGUUAUUUUUGCAUGGCAUGAAGAGUUGAUUAGUUUAAGUACUGUUUAAUUUAAAAGUGGAAAUCUGCUUUUUUUUGUAACAAAAAAGGAGAAAAAAUCAGUUUAAAAAAAUGAUGCAAGAACAGUGAGUAAAAUAAAGAGCUCUUUUAGGAGCCCAUAUUCUGCAAUGUCUGACAUUUUUGGUCCUUUCACUAAUGAUUGUAGAUAAGUUUUUUUAAAAAAAUAUUUUAACUUUUUUUGCUCUUGGUUAUAAUGAAUUUUGGGAAUUUGCACAUGAAAGGAUGAAAUGCCGAUGCAUGUGUUCAUAAUGGUGUGAAACAAGGUGCUUUGAGCCUGCAAAAUGCAUACAUUUGUAAAUAGUUUGGGUUUGCGGGGAGAUCUACAGUUAUCAAGGAUAUGUGGAAAAUACGUUUCCUGGGACACAGGUACUUCCUUCACAGUUUGCUGCCUGGAGGAUUUGUACAGACUUAUGUUGCAAAAUUGCAACUUCUUCUUAAAGCAUCUCACCUAUCUUGCUUUCUGUUUAAAAGCUCAUAAAGUAUAAGCUGUUUGUUUAAGUAAAUGACAGUGUUUUCUCAUCUAUCUGUGAAGUAAAUCAUAGCUCAAAUUAUUUUUAUUUGAAUAGAUUUCACGGAUAAAUUUGCAAGUUUUGAGUAAAAUUCUAUUUAGACUGUGCAAGAUUUAAUGACCAGAAAUUGAAAAGUUGAUAUAAGAACUGCCAAAAUCAAAACAAAGACAAGGACACCAUUAUGUUACAUAAUAAAAUUAUUUCUAUGGCAAUAAAAUGUGCCAAAUGGCCAUGAAAAAAAUGAUUAUUUUAUAUUUAAAAGUUC
Molecule: messenger RNA, 3150 nt
Organism: Zootoca vivipara (common lizard)
Lineage: Eukaryota; Metazoa; Chordata; Lepidosauria; Squamata; Lacertidae
Source: RefSeq, a predicted model, not a curated record